Molecule: messenger RNA, 4540 nt
Organism: Schistosoma rodhaini
Lineage: Eukaryota; Metazoa; Platyhelminthes; Trematoda; Strigeidida; Schistosomatidae
Source: the annotation of a GenBank genome assembly
UCUCAAUUAUGUUAGCCAUGACCUUCAGAAUCAUGGUCAUAAUCACUUCAUGUGUUUGCUCCCUGAGUAUUCUUCCUUAAUAGCUAGCCGAUAUCCCUUGAUCUGGGAACCACGACGUUUUGACUGGGUGACAAAAGGUCCGGUGUCCGUAAACGGGAUUAGUCCAAUCAGUUAUUGUAAAAAAGGGGUCUCCAAGUGUCACUAUUUGCAUUUGUAUAGAACCAAUGUGGUUUCCUCCAGUUAGUGAUAAUCCCACACCUUUCAACAUUGAGAGAGAGUUGCUUCCUACUGUAAUAUCGGAACCAUCAUCCAAAACAUCUAGUUUAUCUUCAACUACUGGCACUUUGGACCGUGAUUCUUUAAAGGAGAACUGCCCACAAUAUACCCCACAAAACGUCAGAUACCAGCACUAUCCAGUUCCGAAGGUCAGAUGCUUGUCAUUCCCAUACCAAACACUUCCCUCCUGUGGGUCGGCAGUGUAUUUGUAUACGUGGUCUCUCCCAAGGAGUGACAUAAUGACUCAGCUAUGUUCACUUGCCGCAGCAUGUUUCCGAGAUACAAGCACGACCGUCGGACUUUUGUUUUCUAAACCAAUAUCCAAAAAGGGUUACGUUUGUCGAAUUCCCCUCUACCUAACUCGCGGUAUGGCUCGUUCACGUGUUCGAUUAACUGGAAAAUUUACACUAAGUGAGAAAGAAUUAAAGUGUGUCGAAUCAGCUCAUCAUGUGAUAGCCGAAUUAAUCACAAAUAUUGCUCAUAUGUCUCAUGUGGGUUAUAAACCAUCAGAUCCUCUUCUCCGUGCCCAUUUCGAUAGACAAAACGCUUCAACGAAUAUCCCCGAAUCUCUCCGCGUCGUACUUUUUGAUCGAUUUGGUGACUUAUCAUUCAAUCCCGAGAAAGCAAAUAUCCUGUCAUUGGUGACGUUGAUUCGACUACCAGAUUAUACUGUUGACUAUGAAGCACUCGGCGCACUUCUAGAAUGGUCUCUUUGCCGAGAUAAAGGAAUUUCAACAGCUGAUGAUAAUUUUCCGACACAUGUUAAACCUGUACAUGGUAUUGUGCCUAAAUGGCGAAUUCGAUUGAGUCAAAUACCUCAAGACAAUUGGGUUGGUUUGGUCGUCAAACCUAAUCACUUACCGGAUAGUGAUCCUGGUAUGUUUUCCAUCUCAAAAGUUAGUUCGGAAACUGCUUCAAGUCCUGCUCCGGAAACUCUUGCUUCUAAACUUGGUGAUAUUCAGAAUGUCAAAGGCUCUUCUCCUCUAACUUAUUCCGACUACUAUAGAAUUAAAUAUCAACAAAUGAAAACCAUAUCUUUCACAAUAGAUCCCUCACUACCAUUGUUCGAAUGUCUGAGAAUAACACGUCAUCAAAAUUCGACUCAAGUUAAUGCGGGUCUGAGGAAAAAUAAAGCAUCUAUCAAACCAUCACUGUUCCUAGCUGAUGCUUGUUUAGUGCAUCCAUUGUCAUCAUGGAUUUGGUUUCAAGUUUCCUUGUUACCAUCAAUUCUCUACCAAAUGUCACGAGCGUUACUAGCUUCACAACUGUUUACAGAGUUGAAUUAUGAACUGAAAAGUCCUCAACCAUUCUCUCAAAUCCGAAUAAAUUCAUUAACUAUAAGCAACGAUUCACUUUCUCAUACAACCAUACUUGUCCCUGAUCGUUUAAGUGUUCCUGUUUUUUUGAAUGGUGAACCAAUGGAACAAAACAUCUUUGAUUUUGAAGUGGAUAGAGCAACUUCAGAAAUAGAUAAAGAAUUGGAUAAUAAAGCCCAUAGCGAAAGUUUAGAGAAAUCUACAAUUUGCCCUCACCCUAAUAAUUUGUUUGAACCAACUACAUUACUCGGAGCUCGAGAUGCAGUAGAUCUUGAACGUUUAGAAUUUUAUGGUGAUUCGUUCCUGCAUUUCAUAGCUACAUUAUGUGUUUAUGGCACCAAUCCACAAGAUGCUGACGAAGGAUGUUUAAGUUCUAAAAGAGGUUCACUCGUAUCGAAUGCUCAUCUCUGCGAUAUUGCUUGCGACUUGAAAUGGUAUGAAUAUUGUACCGGUCAAACAUUUUCGCCACCAGAACACUUUUUACCCCCAUGCUACUCUGUUGCAUCGGAGGCUUGUAAAUAUGAUCCACGUCUGUAUACUCGUUUAACAGAUAAAUCUUUGGCGGAUAUGGUGGAAGCACUUAUAGGUUGUUUCUUACUACGUUCAGGACUAUCUGCUGCAUUUAAUUUACUUCAUUAUUUUCAAAUAUGUCCAGUGAGUUGGAGUACCUUAAAAAAUGAUAAGCAUUACAAAGUUGAAGCUCCAUGGCACUUUUUUUUACAACCAAAAUUAUAUUCAGAACUAAAUUGUGGAAAUGCUCUCAAUGCUUCAUGUAGAUCCUUACAUAUUUCUAAGGAAAUUAUACUGGAAUUAAAUCAGAGGUUUUUCCAUUUACAAGAAAAGCUAGGUUAUUAUUUUAAAGGAAUUGAAUUACUUGCGGAAGCUAUGACUCAUCAGUCAUCAAUUAAUAAACAAUAUUGGGGGAAUUACCAAAGGUUAGAAUUUCUUGGUGAUUCCAUUUUGGGCCAUAUUAUCAGCAACUAUCUGUUUCAAAAAUGUCCUAACUCAUCUCCAGGUGCGCUGACUACUGCAAGAUCUGCUGUUGUCAGUAAUAUUAAUUUAGCUAAUGUUGUUGUUGAGCAUGACAUUCACCCGUUCAUCGAUUUUGGGAAUUGCAGUCUGAAAGCAUGCAUUGAUGAUAUAAAGAGUAUCCAUCGUCAAACUGAUUCACAUUUUGAACGUAUCGAGGUAGACUACUACAUCUCUUCUAUAGUUUAAUAUUUUUUGCUUAAUAAAAUCAAUAUGGUUCACUGAGUUUAUUUUAUAACAAAUUAUGUAGAUGGCUUAAAUGUGGCUUAAUAUUUUUAGUACAUUCUAUUGUGUAAUAAUUUCUUUCUCUAUUUCCUAUAUUAAUUGAGUUAGUACAGUCAAUGGAUGCUAAUUACUUAUUUUUAGAAAUCAAUGAAUAAAUUGUUUUAUUAGAAAUGGUCAGUAUUAAUGUAAUUGUGUCCACGGUUCGAGACUAAAACAAAUUUUUUUAGAAAUUCGUUUUGUUGUAAAAGUAGCUUUCAUGAUGGAGUGCCACCAGGAGGGGAUCUAUUUAGACUCAGGAAGCACUAAAUAUUUGUUUUAUUCUAGGUUGGAACUCCUCAGAAGUAUGGGACUGGCGAUUCUUGCCUGAUCUCAAUGUUACGUAAAACAACUUUGUAUCAAUAUAAACAGUUGAAUUAAUACUACAACUAGUUGAUUGGCGAUUCGAUUAUUCCGUUGUUGAUAUUUUGGCUGAAAUUUGGUUAGUUUUCGUUGACAUAUGUACAUCCUGUGCGAACUGCCUCUGAAAAGUUUCAAAUACGACGAAACGCUCGUUCUAGAUUCCACUGCAAGCCACAUUCCAUCCAUUUUAUACUAACUUGUUAAUAAUAAUAUUUGUAUUCCACAAUUAAUUUCCCUUAUCAGCUUCAUGAUAGUGAGACGACUCAAAACACUGAUAUCAACAAUACGAAUACAUUCAUUCUUUACCUUUUGACAAGUGUUGGGCGCAAUAUUAUUUCCUAAUUACAUUCAUUUUUUUCUCCUUUUUAUUUCCAAUUACUAUUAAUCUUUUGAUCAUUAUUUCCUUAAUGGUUUGUCAUUAUUGAUUCUUAUUAAAAUGUUAUCCUCUUGAAAAAUUUACUCUUGAUAUAUUUAACUAUUUUGAUUUUUUUCCAUCAACGUAAACGUGUUCCAUUCUCGCACCAAGUUUUAAAUAGAAGUUAUAUUUAACCGUUUGACUAUCAUAUUAUGUUUUGAACCACUAAUUGAACGAUAUGUAUUUACUAAAAUACAUGGACUAAGGUUCAUAUGAGCAUCGAUUAGGUUUAUUUUUAGUUUUUUUGACGUAAUAGAAGUGUUUCUUUGAAAAUUCUUAUUUGCCCUAUAACUAUUUCUUUAGGUACUUUGAUUGUCUUUAUAUUCCACAAUUUAUUUAGCUAAUUACAAAGAAGGUUUCUUCGGGACUCAAUGUCAAGGUGUUAGCUGAUGUGUUUGAAUCGAUUCUCGGUGCAAUUUUUGUAGACAGUAAUGGUAAUCAUCAAGUCGCGUCUUCUAUUAUUCAUCGAUUCCUGGGUAAAACUAUGAAUUCUGUCAUUACUAAUUUACUCGUUCAACCAGUCAAUUUACCAUAUCCUGAUAUACGAUAUAACAACUCAACUGCUAUGUCGCCAAAGUUACAUGAAAAUAUUCAUGAUUCGGUUACAUCGAUUAAUGGUAAGCGCCUAUGUGUGACGGAAAACACGGAAAAUUGUUCUCGUUCCCGAGUUGUUGAAGGAUCUUGAUGCAUAAGACAACAAAUAAUUCUGAUGAUCAAAUCAAACACUAUUUUUGUUGAGAUCUAUUUUUUUUUACAAACAUGCUUUGUAUCACCUCUCGUAUUUGUAAAAAAAAUUUUUAUUUUCUUAUUCACAAUGGUUCUAUCUAAAAGUAUACAUAAUCAUUUUAAAUAGUAAAUAAUGCAAAUUAUUCAUAACCGA